Molecule: messenger RNA, 2073 nt
Organism: Pteronotus mesoamericanus
Lineage: Eukaryota; Metazoa; Chordata; Mammalia; Chiroptera; Mormoopidae
Gene: NKIRAS2
Product: NFKB inhibitor interacting Ras like 2
Exons: 4
Coding region: 121-696 (191 amino acids)
Biological process (GO): canonical NF-kappaB signal transduction; Ral protein signal transduction
Molecular function (GO): GTPase activity; GTPase activating protein binding; GTP binding
Source: RefSeq, a predicted model, not a curated record
AGCCUGGACCGAUCCGGAAGAACGGGGUCCUGUGGCUGUGCUGCCCCUCCCCUGGUCCCCGCGCGGCUCUGGGGUCCCGGCCUGGGUGCUGCCAGAGCCCCGGGAGGUUGAAGGCCAAGCAUGGGGAAGAGCUGCAAGGUGGUCGUGUGUGGCCAGGCAUCUGUGGGCAAAACAUCAAUCCUGGAGCAGCUUCUGUACGGGAACCAUGUAGUGGGCUCUGAGAUGAUUGAGACACAGGAAGACAUCUACGUGGGCUCCAUCGAGACUGACCGGGGGGUGCGGGAGCAGGUGCGUUUCUAUGACACCCGGGGGAUCCGAGAUGGGACGGAGCUGCCCCGGCACUGCUUCUCCUGCACCGACGGCUAUGUCCUGGUCUACAGCACAGACAGCCGGGAGUCCUUUCACCGUGUGGAGCUGCUCAAGAAGGAAAUCGACAAAUCCAAGGACAAGAAGGAGGUCACCAUCGUGGUCCUUGGCAACAAGUGUGACCUGCAGGAGCAGCGGCGUGUGGACCCAGAUGUGGCUCAGCAUUGGGCCAAGUCAGAGAAGGUGAAGCUGUGGGAGGUCUCUGUGGCCGACCGCCGCUCCCUCCUGGAGCCCUUCAUCUACCUGGCCAGCAAGAUGACCCAGCCCCAGAGCAAGUCCGCCUUCCCCCUCAGCCGCAAGAACAAGGGCAGCGGCUCCUUGGAUGGCUGAAGAGCUGCAUCCCUUCUUCACCUUCCCAGCCCCAGGCCAGAUUCUGGGGCUUUGGAAGAUGGGUUGAGGGGAAAGGGGAACUCCCUACGAGGGCAGGCAGCCGGGGCUGUUCCAGGCUCAGGCCACUUGUGCUCCCUCCCAAAUCCGGGAAAUGCAAAUAAUCUAGGUUAGUGCCCCCAACCUCUCCCUCCACCCCAGCUUUCAUCAUAUCUGCCCCUCUCUGACUUGGGCAGUUGUGGGUCAGUGUCCGUUCCACCUGUCCUGGACGGAAAGCAGAGCUGCCAUGCAAAAGCGCCCAGUCUAGGGUCUGGUUCUGAUCACGGGUCCCACGCCUCUAGGCUUCAGCCGCACACACAGACGCAUGCACACACGGCGCCGGCCUGGACUCUGGGGAGAGGGCGUCCAGGUAUCGUGUGUGUGCACAUACUGGCAUUAGGGGUGCCUCCUCACCCAGCACCCUGACCUUGCUCCUGGCCGUCCCUUGGCUGGCUGGAAGAAGCCAGCCUCUUGGGAAGUGUGAUUUUUCUGCUUGACCUCUUCCCGUCAUUGUCUCGCUUCUUCCUCCCACUUACAGGGCAGGUGGGCCCCAUGGGUUGAGUUGGAAUGGAAUGAUAACUGGGCUGAGUCCCCAACUGGCCUUGUGACCCAGCAAGGCUUUUCGCCUCUCUGAGCUUCAGUUUUCUCAUCUGUACGGUGACAGGAGUUUCCUUAGGUGACCUUUUAGAUCCUCUCCAGCCCUGUGACUUUUUAAAGCCCGUGCCUUCGGGCCAUCUGACUGUACGUACCCUUUGCUUCCCCCUCUUCAAGGUGCUAUGCCUACCUGCCCUGGAGGCUGGGACACUGCUCUCCAACAACCACCAGGGGGCAGGAGUGCACUCUCUAGUUGCCAGAAUGGCUGCUUGUGGCCAAUGGGGAACCUCAUGCCCAUGGUCGCUGGUCUUCAUCCCUUCCUGUGGUGGUUUUCAGCUAAUAGCUGGACUUUAUUUAUCAAUUUCCUGUUACAAAUGAGUAUGCUGCCAUGGUGAAGGCUGGACAAGGUGCUCCUCUAGCCCUUCUUACCUCAGAUGCCUCAACAGAACAAGGCAAACAAGGAGCAGCUUCUCGGGAGCUGACAGAUCUGUUGGGGCUCAGAAGGGUGGUUACACUCUCAACAUGCUGUAAAGUGAGCUUGUGACCCACAACUUUCCUGUGCCCACUUUGCGCUUCUAAUGGACACAGCCGGGCCACCUCCAGUGCAUGCCCCUCCUCGCCAAACCAGGAGGUGAGCAGGGCAGCGGCCCAGGGCCGGGCGAGGGAAGCCGGGCAUAUGCAGGCUCAGGCUUCAUGUUUGUUUAUUAAUGCAUCGGACACAAUAAAACCACAACUGUUAUCAAAAAA